GGACAGAUCGGCAAAUAGUCUAAUAUGGUAUAAGAUAAUUUCCUGUGAGUCCCAAGGCAGGCCAACAGAGCUCCAUAUUGGGACGGGCUCAGAGGAGAGCAAAGAAACUGGCCAGAGCCAGACAUCGUCUCUGUAUGCCUGUUGUGGGUGUCCCCAGUAGCCUGAGGAUUUUAUACUGGUGUGAAAAUACCCACUUCGUUGGCCACCAGCGCUGCAGAGUCCAUACAGCUGGAGAGUUGUACCCUUCUCCUUUUCAAGGAAAAGUGGCCAGGCCAUUUAGUGAAUUACCUGGCAACUGGAAAACCAGCUGGUUCAACCUGUAUAACUUCUGGAAGGAAGAUGGGUUCCAUAAUGUCCACAACAUGAUGAUCCACAAGUUUCAGAAAUUUGGGCCUAUUUACAGGGAGAAACUGGGCACCUACGAAAGCGUCAACAUCAUCGAUCCUGAUGACGCUGCUGCUCUCUUUAAAGCUGAAGGCAUGUACCCGGAGAGGUUCAUGGUACCCCCUUGGACGGCCUACCGUGACUUCCGCAAUAAAGCAUAUGGAGUGCUUCUCAAGAGUGGAGAGGACUGGCGUCAUGAUCGCCUGGCCCUGAACAAGGAAGUGUUGUCCCUCAAAAUGACAGAUAACUUUGUGCCCCUCCUGAACGAGGUGGGAGAAGAUUUUGUCCGGAGAGUACAAAUGCAGAUCCAAAAGAGCGGGCAGGGAAGAUGGACGGCUGACCUGAGCAACGAGCUCUUCCGUUUCGCCCUUGAGUCGGUUUGCAAUGUCCUGUACGGCACACGCCUAGGACUCCUGCAGGAUUUCAUUGACCCUGAAUGCCAGCAGUUCAUAGAUGCUGUGACAAUGAUGUUCCACAGUACCUCACCAAUGCUGUACAUCCCACCAAGCCUUCUGCGCAGGAUCAACUCCAAGACAUGGCAGGACCAUGUGAAGGCAUGGGACAUCAUCUUCCAGCAUGCUGACAAGUGCAUACAGAACAUCUACCGAGACCUUCGUCUGAAUCGGAAAAGUGCCCAGGAAUAUACGGGUAUUUUGUCCAGCCUCUUACUGCAGAACAAGCUGCCUAUCGAAGACAUCAAAGCCAGCGUAACAGAGAUGAUGGCAGGAGGGGUGGACACGACCUCCAUGACCCUUCAGUGGGCAAUGUAUGAACUGGCCCGAGCUCCAGGCAUACAGGAGCACCUGCAGUCAGAGAUCCUCGCAGCCACGUUGUCUUCCCAGGGAGAUGUGGUGAAGAUGUUGAAAUCUGUCCCACUGCUCAAAGCUACCAUUAAGGAAACAUUAAGGCUCCACCCAGUUGCAGUGACGAUACAAAGAUACCUGGCACAAGACAUUACCCUUCAGAAUUACUUUAUUCCUGCCAAGACAUUAGUCCAAAUAGGAAUUUAUGCAAUGGGUCGAGAUCCCAGGUUUUUCACCAAGCCUGAGCAAUUCAACCCACACAGAUGGCUGGAUGAAGACUCUAAAUACUUCCGAGGGCUGAGUUUUGGCUUUGGACCACGCCAGUGCCUGGGGCGCAGGAUUGCUGAGCUGGAGAUGCAGCUGUUCUUGAUCCAUAUCUUGCAAAACUUCAAGAUUGAGACAAAGAGAGGAGUGAACAUCGAUACCAUUUUCAAAGUGAUCUUGGUCCCGGACAAGCCCAUCUCCUUGACGCUACGGCCUCUCGACUCCCAUCCAUGAGAGGACAGAGACUUCCCAUCAGCCUCUGGGGCAACACAUGUGGAGCCUCAUUUAAGAACUCUGAGGAGGAUGGGAGCUGCCUUGCUAGUGACUCAUAUCGCUGUGCUUAAAGAUCCUCAGGGUUCCAGUGGCAGCUUGUUCAUAAAUGUACAAAUAAGACACUGCCAUUGAGAUAAAUGAUUUUGGGUGGGACUCCUUGGCUUUCCAGCCAUCUCACUCUUGGCUCAUGCAAUACAAUUAGACCAGGGCUAGGGAACCUCAGGCCUCCAGGCCUCUUCAUCUGGCCCUUGGAAAGAUCUGUCAAUUCCAAUUCUCUUCAUUUCUCCUUUUUCCAAACUUAAAUUUGGUUCUCCAUAUUUCUGCAGCCAUUUGUGAAUUUCCUUUUUAAAAAUCCUCAUGAAAUUUUUCCAGAAUUUUAGUGCGAAUUUCUCCUAAUAAACACAUUUUUGUAGGCAGUUUUAACUAAUGUACAUAAUUUUACAAGCCAUUUCUCCUAAUAUAAUGCAUUUUGUAUGCUAUUUUCACUCAUAUGUUUUUUAUGUACAUUUUCCCCAAACAUACACAUUUUGUAAACAUUGUUUUAUUGGCAAACUGCAUUGCAAAAUUCAAAUAAGUGCGGAAUUCAAAGGAUGGCUGUGCAUCAUAUGGUUCUCAUAUGGUUUCAGAAAGUGCAAAUUUGAUACAGUUGGCUUGAAAUGUGAACUGAAUUGAAUUUCUCAUCUAUCCCUACUUGGGGCUCUCCACAGGUCACAUCUCCUCCCUAGCCACACCCUCUUUCCUCAGGCCACGCCCCUCACCAUCCCUGCUUCACACCUGCCUUGAGUGCUUUUGCUUUUGCAUGCCUUUUGCAUGCCUGGAUGAAGGGGAGAGAAGGGGUGCAUUGAGUGUCGUGUAGAAAUUAGCUUACUGUAGAAAAGGUAAAAUUUACACUAAUUGCCCUGCCCACUUUUGCUUCUGGCCCUGCCCACCACUGGUAUGUGGCCCCUGGAAAGUUGCCGAGAAUGGAAUGUGGCCAUCGAGCUGGAAAAAGUCCCCACCCUGAUUUACACAUUGCAUGGGAAGGCAUAUUCACUAUACAGAGAGUCUUAGGGCCAAACCAUGCAAUGUUUGAACUGAAGAACAGGUGUGGGGAAUCUUUGGCCCUCCAAAUGUUGCUGAACUGCAACUCCCAUCAUCCUUGGCCAUUGACCAUGCUUCCUGAUGGGAAUGUUCAGAUAUUCAGCAACAUCUGGAUGGCCAAAGGUUUCCCAUACCUGCUUAAGAACAUAAGAAGAGCUCUGCUGGAUCAGACAGAAAGUCCAUCAACUCCAGUGUCUGGCUUCUUGCACUGCCCAAGCAGAUGCUUUGGGGAAACCCACAGGUAUUGCUUGAAAGCAAUAAGCUGUUGCCUCUCCCCAGCAACUAUAGAACACCACUGCCUGUGGUGAUGGGAUGUCUAUUGAGCUCAGCCAUUGAUUGACCUUGACUCCAACAAAUUUGUCUAAUAGCCUGUUAUAGCCAUCUAAAGCAGAGGCACCAAAUGUCAUAAAUCAAUUACAUGUUGUGUGAAGAAAUAUGUUCUUUGUCUCUGUCUGCCAACCUAUUUCUGUAGAUGAAAUUUCAUUUCCAUGGGGCUACUUGGCAUCUGACUUGGAUGUCCAUCUAGACUGGAUUGGAACAAAGCCGAACUAUCAUCAUAUUUGUUUGGGAAACAGAAUGUGUCAAACUAAGUCAAUCUUGGGGAAACUCACCUAUAGAUAUCAAGAGCACAUAUGAUGUGGUUGGGCAUUGGCUAGGAAUGGGGCAGUCAGACUCCAUUGUGAGUUUCCUAUUAGCCAUCAUCCUUUUUAUCAGAUGACCUCCUGUUCAGACUAGGGAUGGAAAGUUAUGUCAAUUUUGGUACUCUUAGUUUCUCAUUUUUGCAGUCUUAAAUUCAGUUCUCCAUAUUUC
This is a messenger RNA of Rhineura floridana, 3614 nucleotides long. RefSeq names its product cholesterol side-chain cleavage enzyme, mitochondrial. Bases 135 to 1685 code for a protein of 516 amino acids. Gene Ontology annotation, biological process: cholesterol metabolic process; cortisol metabolic process; cellular response to peptide hormone stimulus. Gene Ontology annotation, molecular function: oxidoreductase activity, acting on paired donors, with incorporation or reduction of molecular oxygen; monooxygenase activity; iron ion binding. Gene Ontology annotation, cellular component: mitochondrial inner membrane. NCBI's taxonomy places the organism in Eukaryota, Metazoa, Chordata, Lepidosauria, Squamata, Rhineuridae. The record is from RefSeq and is a predicted model, not a curated record. The transcript is spliced from 11 exons.